AUGGCUCUCAAUUGGGACGCAUUCCUCAAUACUGAGAGUCUGAAUAUACCGCACGACCAAUGGUCCGAUCUUUCAGCACCUACAACAGGCCGUCCGUCUUCUGAUAUGCCCAAGUCCAUCUCUUCGCAGACUUCAGGGUCCACGCCUGAAGACGCCACUGCCUUCGACACUCUGCUCAACGGCACAUCAGCCGACCCUUACUUCGACGACUCUCUGUUCAUAUCGAAUGACUACUUCCUGAGCGACCUGGAAGUGCUACAGCCGUAUGGCAACAUCGUCGCCGCCGGUGGUUCAACAACAGAGUCCUCACCCGAGCCUUCCACCGCUGCUGCCAAUCUCUCCACUUACCAGACCCCCGCAUCUAUGUCGACGGCGUCGAAUCAGUCACCCCAGAUGGCGUCACUGCGAAGGCAGUCAGUACAACGUGCCAACACGUUUCCUAAUCCCGCUUAUGAAUCCAUGUUCCCCAACAACCUUGAAGCAGGUUUUGUAGAAGACCUGACCUUCCCGAACGGGGUCAAAGAAUCGUCGGCCUCAUCCAAGCCGGUACUUGACAGGACCAAGACGUCUAUUGACACCGUCAAUAAGCGAAACAAGAACAAGCCAGACAUCCUGUCUGCCUGCUGGACAUCGCCACUAUGCCCCAACCAUGACCAGGACGGACCACCACCUAACCCCUCAACAUGCGGCGGAGGUUGCGCUCCCUUCCUGUUUGCCGAUCAGGACAACCUGCCUAACAUCAACAACCUACUUGCUGAGCCUCAAGAGGUUACGGCUGAGGAUGGCAUCGUAGAGAUUCAGCCACGACCGAAGAAGCGGUCCGAGAGCGAGACAUCGACAGGCGAAACCACAGGGCGACAAUUCACCCAGCCCAGCAAGACCGCCAUCGAGCUCGUCGCCGAGGCAAAGCAACGUAUGAAGACUGAGACUACAGAAGACUCUCCAGUCCAAGAAUCACCGCCCGCAGCUACAGAUGAUAAGCCCAAGAACCGCCGUCGACUACCACACAACCAAGUUGAGCGCAAGUACCGUGAGUCACUCAACACCCAGCUCGACUCUCUUAAGCGUGUCGUCCCCUCCCUCCAACAAAACGCUCGUGUAUGCGAUGGCGCCGACAUCGAGGACCUACCAACACCCUCGAAACCCAGUAAAGCUGUCAUCCUUGCCUCAGCAACAGCCCACAUCAAGCAACAAGAGAAGGACAAGAAGGCUCUCGCAGAUGAGAAUGCCCUCCUACGAGCACGGGUCAAGGCACUACAAGCACUUGUCAAGUGCGACGACUGCAGCUUGAUGCAGUAUGUCAUGGAUAUGAAGAUCAACCAAGUCAAGUGA
Molecule: messenger RNA, 1332 nt
Organism: Macroventuria anomochaeta
Lineage: Eukaryota; Fungi; Ascomycota; Dothideomycetes; Pleosporales; Didymellaceae
Exons: 1
Coding region: 1-1332 (443 amino acids)
Molecular function (GO): protein dimerization activity
Source: RefSeq, a predicted model, not a curated record